Messenger RNA from Aplysia californica (California sea hare), 1414 nucleotides. Its product is annotated as caveolin-1. Gene Ontology annotation, molecular function: molecular adaptor activity. Gene Ontology annotation, biological process: caveola assembly. The transcript is spliced from 2 exons. The record is from RefSeq and is a predicted model, not a curated record. NCBI's taxonomy places the organism in Eukaryota, Metazoa, Mollusca, Gastropoda, Aplysiida, Aplysiidae. The coding region runs from base 69 to 473 and encodes 134 amino acids. Gene Ontology annotation, cellular component: caveola.
AGCAGCAGCGGCAGUAGCAGCAGCAAGUUAGUUUCUCUAUCGAGUGGAAGCACCAGCACGCCAGCAAGAUGUCUCAGGAUCUCGACCUUGAUAUGACCAACAGGGACCCAAAUGAUCUCAAUGAUCAUGUAAAGGUUUCCUUCGAUGAGGUCCUUGGUGAACCCGAUGGCAUCCGGUCCAUGGACUGCGUGUGGCGCAACUCCUACAAGUGCUUCAACUGCUGCAAAGGAUGCUGCUACAAGCUGCUCACUCUCUUCUGUGGUAUCCCUCUGGCCAUGUGCUGGGGCUGCGAGUUCGCCAUGAUCACCUUCCAACACGUGUGGUACAUCACUCCUUGCAUGAGAGCCUACAUGAUCAACUGUGGAUGUCUGCAGAAGUUCUACGGCACCUGUAUUCAGUGUUACUUGCAGCCUAUAUAUGAAGCCUACGGCUACUGCUUCAACAAUAUAAGGGUCACUAAACUGUCAGGUUAGAAGCCCCACUCGAACCUUCGACCCAGCGUGAACUGUGACUAAUGAUGAAGACUGCACGUUGACGACCAUGAUCGGACGAAGCUUCAUCUGACGUGCACAGAGCCUCAAACCUCAAGGCGCCUGGCCUAGGUUGUGCAGAACAAUUGGCCAAGUGUAUAAAGGAGGGAAGACCGCAUAAACCACACAGCAGAAGGAAACUUGGGGGGGGGAUGGACGAACAUCGCUGAUGUCUUUUCUGCCUUCCAGAUUCGUGAACAGUAAAGAAUUCUCGUUGAAGCCUUUUGUUCUGCACAACAUUGUCGUGGUAUCCAUGCAUCGUUUGAUAUUCAUUCUAAUACAAUUUUCUUAAAAUGUCCAUUAUGAUACAAACAUGUAAAAGAAUUCUAUCCGAACUUUUUAAUAAUUAGUUUCUUCAGAGAAGUACAAAGUAAAUCUCAUUUGCUUCAGAAAGGAUUUAUUGUCCUCCGUUUCCUUUGUAUCUAGAAGUGCUCCUUUAUUUCAACGCAAGCGAAACAAUUUUAGAAUAUGUAAUCGUUUUUAUAUCCAACGUUACUGUGAUAAAUUAAAUAACUUUUUACUAAAACGACCUUGCUGUCUUCUUCAUUGUCUUUAAUUUUAGAAAAAGCAGGAUGUUUUCUACUUCAUUGUUAUUUUUAUGCUAACAGCGUAAACGAAGAUUACUCUGUGUGAUAUGUUCACAACACUCAUUUAUAUUUCUGUCAGUGUCUUAAAAUCAGUAGAAAGGACCAAGGGUACAAAGCAAUGUUCACGAUGUUUGCUUAGUUCCAAAGCAAAAUUUGCUUACGGCAGCGGCAGUGAUGAACAGAGCACUUGGUACUUUGAUGAAUGUUUUUACACUCAGUAUUCAAUGAUGAACAUGAGACUUGGUAUUGUCUACUCUUUACAAAGAAGGGUAAUUUAUUAAAUAUAAUAUUUACAAA